Stegastes partitus (bicolor damselfish) is the source of this 1436-nucleotide messenger RNA. Its product is annotated as protein Daple-like. The record is from RefSeq and is a predicted model, not a curated record. The coding region runs from base 546 to 1412 and encodes 288 amino acids. Gene Ontology annotation, molecular function: dynein light intermediate chain binding; microtubule binding. Gene Ontology annotation, biological process: cytoplasmic microtubule organization; cytoskeleton-dependent intracellular transport. Lineage: Eukaryota; Metazoa; Chordata; Actinopteri; Pomacentridae. Gene Ontology annotation, cellular component: cytoplasm; centrosome. The transcript is spliced from 8 exons.
GAGAGAAGUGGAGGACAGAGGCAGCGAGACGUGGUGGAUAUGAAGCACAUAACGGAAAUAAGUUUUUAACCACUCCACGUUUCUCUGUAACGAGCAUUUAACUGUUUUCUACUGAGUUUGUUGUACUUUUCUUAUUUUACGGCGGUUUCGACACUUUACGGUCCGAGUCGGGUAUCCCUGGCAACACGAUCAACUGUCCUGCGAAGUUUGGAUCAAGUGUCUCACCUUCAACCGGAGAAUAAACGGAUAUUUACCCACUAAAUGAACGGAACCGACUCCGGGGUGUGGACAGAGCGAGCGAGGAACAGUUUCCAGCUGUUUUUACUCACAUUUGUGUUUCCCAGUUUUGAAACGAAGCUUUGAGGGAAACGGGACAGCGCGAGACAAUAGUGGUGAGAGAGAGAGCUCGUGCAGGGGGGGGAUCGAUGCCUCGCGGGGGCUUUGUUCUGUCCUGCGUGGAGACUCAACGCGAGCCUGCGGCGGAUAUCGACUGAUUGAUCGGCGGAUUGAUGAUCGCUUGGUGACUGAUAAGCCGUCGGAGCAACAUGGACGUGACUCUGUCCGAGCUACUGGCCACUUUCAUGGAGUCCCCGCUGGUGGUGUGGGUGCGGACGUUGGGCCCACUCGGCUCAUGUGACGAUGCGGGCUCAGAGGAGCGGGUCAACAUGUUCAUGGAGCUGGUGGACGGCGUCUUCCUGCACAAGAUCAUGACACACAUUGACCCCAGUCCCACCAAUCAGAGGCUGAACAAGAAUGUGAACAAUGAUGUGUCACUUCGCCUUCACAACCUGACUGUUCUCACCAGACACAUCAGGACGUACUACCAGGAGACCUUACAGCAGUUAAUAGUCAUGCCCCUUCCCAACAUCCUCUGCAUCGCCAAGGACCCAAUAUCAGCCAAGAGCAUGGAAGAACUGAAAAGGCUUUUGUUGCUGAUCCUAGGCUGUGCAGUGCAGUGUGAGCGUAAGGAGGAGAUGAUAGAGAAGAUCAAGCUGCUGGACAUUGGGACCCAAGCUGCCAUUGUCUCUCACAUACAGGAGGUGACCCACAACCAGCUGAAUGUUCUUGACCUGUCCUGGCUGGAGGAAGGAACCGAGCUUGCUCAUGAUGAGCUUGAACCUCUGUCCCGUAACAUGGCUGCGUCUCUACGGCAACUCAUUGACCAGCGAGACAAAGCCAGUGAGGUGAUUGUGGAUCUCACCCAGGAGAGGGACUACUUCUCCAGUCAGCAGCCCCAGGAAGGAUGCAGGAACCUGGGCAUGAGCAGCCCAGAGCGUGGCCAGGGUUCUGGAGGAGUGGGAGUGAACGGUGGAUUGACUGUGUCCACACUGACCAAAGAGGAGAAGCAGCAUCUGUCUGUGGAGCUUGCUGAUACCAAGGCCAAGCUCCGCAGAUACAGACAGGAGCUGUGAGUCUUUCAAUCCAACUAAAUAGUC